AUGAACCGUGACCUGAUGAGUCAGUAUAUCGAGUUUGUGGCGAAUCCGUUUGAUUGGAUGGAGUUGAUCUCUCUUCAGGGUAAAACAAACUUCUUCGAGAAGAGAGUUGGUGAUUACCAGAAGGCUUCUGUUAUGUCGAGCGUUAAUGGAGGUUGCGCGUUUGAUAAUCAUAUGCUCUCUCUCGACGAAGACUUUUAG
Messenger RNA from Eruca vesicaria subsp. sativa (arugula), 198 nucleotides. Lineage: Eukaryota; Viridiplantae; Streptophyta; Magnoliopsida; Brassicales; Brassicaceae. The record is from the annotation of a GenBank genome assembly.